CCAUAUGUAGCCCAUGUGACACUUAAAACAAAAAUUGUUGAAUACCCUGGGAGCAACGAGUCCGACAUGGUCUUCGUAUUCACGAGGAAGGUGCUCAGGAACGCAACGAAUGAGGAGACGUAUUUAUAUUGGUACUACACAGGAAAAGGACCCUGUGGAGGACGCUUGGAGCCCAACAUCUUCUACGACGCUCCCUUUUCAUAUAAAGCUAUUGUACAAUCUAUGUGGAUCACCACCCUGGUCAGGAUAGCGAAGGAGGAUGUAUGUGAUCUCGAACAUACUGAACAGUGCUACCAACAUCUCAUCCCUGCAUAUAAGGAGGACUUGAAUAGAAGCCUAUGCCACACAACGACAGACACGAAAAACGCGCCUACAUUUUCAGGAGUAGUGGGAUUCCGCAUAGAUGAAUUCUGUAAGACAAGCGCUACUGUGUAUGGAAGGAGAGCGGGCAAAGUCUCUGUAGUGAGCCAAUCAUGUACCACGCAGUGUGGGAUUUCGGUGGGAUAUGACAUUAUACAUCACAUCAGCUUCCUUGGUCCAUGCAAGGCUCCGCAGACUUCCGGACAAGCAUGCUUCGACGACGACCAUGAGCUGUGCUUCUUCGACCGAUGUGGAAGGAAAUACAGCGAGAUAAAGGCGCUGGCCCGUCGUAACUGGAACCUACCAGACAGCUAUUACGACGAAGAUGCUGCCUGUGCAAAAUAUUCUUGAGGUGGCGCUCAUCUGCUCAAGAUUACCUGGUCGUGUCGUGCACAGUACUUCGAUUCGACUAAGCGACUGCUGCCGCUGUCUUGUUUUCAAUAUUCCCUGCAUUGAGACACUGUUGCAGAACUGCUCAGAAUUGUGAACUAUGUGAU
Messenger RNA from Ornithodoros turicata, 857 nucleotides. RefSeq lists its product as uncharacterized. Bases 67 to 711 code for a protein of 214 amino acids. Lineage: Eukaryota; Metazoa; Arthropoda; Arachnida; Ixodida; Argasidae. The record is from RefSeq and is a predicted model, not a curated record. The transcript has 8 exons.